CUGAGGUGGCGCCAGCUCAAACAGUUGCCCUCGAGAGCUUGCAUUCAAUGAUUUGAAGUGAGGCCGUUGCAAGGUGCUCCAGCUACCUAACCAAAUAUAAUCUUCGGUACAGAACAAUCAGAAGCAAAGGCGGCGCUUCUACCACCACCUUUUCUCAAAAUUGUCUUUGACGCGUCCCAUCUACCUGGUCCUACGUGCUUUCCAAAAAGGCUUCAAAGGACACCUAAAUAAGAGAGGUAGCCACUCUGCGAGCAGAAAGAUGGAGACUUUGUUUACCCGCACCCCCGCUGUUCUCUCCAUGAGCUUGCAAGCGACUUUAGGUGGGGGAGGCACAGAGAGGCUGCACCGCUACUUCUUUGCACCAAGCAAUAUCCAAGGGGGGCAGACUGCACCACAAUUGACCAGCAGCUCCUUCACCGGUACACCUGUUCAGCUUCCAAAGGCGUUCGCCAGAGAAAAGGGACAUGCAGUCAGUGAGACGCGCAGAGGAUGCAGUAUGGAAGCAAAGGCGCCCCUCAAAACUCCAGGGGGCGAAGUUGCAGACUGCGAGACGGCUCAUCCCCUCUUACGGAAGAUCCUCAAAGGCAUGCUCAAACCAUACGUCAAGCGAAACCCCACAGCUGCACAAGUCAUGUCAAUCCUUGGCGAGCGGGAGUUAAUUCGCUUUGACCAUUUCGCAUUCAGAACCUUUGGGGUGGAAGGCUACGGCAUCGAUUCAAUCGCCAAGAUGUUCCUUGACCUGGGGUACCGUCAGCGGGACGAGCUUCGCUUCCCUGCCAAGAAGCUGCGCGCCUACUGGUACUCCCCCCCGAAAGAAGCCGUGGAGGAGUCUGGCGCAAGCAUGACUGACGGUCCACUGCCACGUGUCUUCAUCUCUGAGCUCCUGGUGGACCAGCUGAGCGAGAAAGCGCAGGCGAUCAUCAAGAAGUACACGUCAGAGGGCCGGCAGCUGGCCGGCCAUGCAGCCCUGUCGAGUCUAGUGCACGGCCUCCCUUGGCGCACGCCAGAGCUCAAGGACUACGUCGAGCUGACCAGGGAGAGUGAGUACGCCGCGUGGACCCUGGUGAACGGUUACGCCCUGAACCACACCACCAUCACCUGCCACGACUUCGUCAAUUUCACCAUGGGCCCAGGCAUGGCCCUGCGCGACGUCGUGAACUUCCUCUACAGGGAGCAGAUCGCCUUGAACGGUGCAGGGGGAUCCCUCAUCAACGUCAGCCCGGACAAACUGCUCCUCCAAGCCUCCACGGAAGCGGACAUCGCGCCCUUCACCUUCGCCGGCGGCCACGUGGCGGACGUUCCUUUGUCGUACAUUGAGUUCGCCCACCGCGAAGUCCUGCCCGAGUUCGAGAACCUCCCCCUGGAAGAGAUCUACGAUUGUCACCGCAGAGAAGGUUUCGAAGUUGGGAAUGCGGACAACAUCUUCGAGAGCACAUCCAUUAAGCGAUCACACGCAACAACUUGAGUCGUUCAUUGAGGUAUCCACGGGAAGGCACUUGCUGAACUUUGAGCGCAUGAACAGCUGUAUACAUGAGGCAUAGGACCGUCCGGGUAAGUCACUCAGAAACCAACCGUUGGGUGCUUGUUAGGUCUGCCACGUUAGAAUUUUUUGGCUAGGUAUUAAAAACAAAAAAACCUGAUCGGACAUAGCGUUCUCGAAAGGCAAGCUUUUGGGAGGCUUAAGACAAAGGAAUGGCAACGUCAGGAAGUUUGGACCUAGUUUGUACCAUACAGGCAGGUAUAGCGAGCUCGGGAGUGAUAACCCACAUUCAAAGCACGAACCAAAUAUCCCUAUGUGCAAUGCGACCAUAGAUUUGAGGUACUUUAUCCGCAAUCCUGUAUUAAUAUUCGUAGGAAUAGAAGUUUUGACUUUCGAAACAGAUUUCUUCACUUAAGAAAGCCAGAAUUGUACGUAGGAACCCCCUUUAGUAGGUAGGUGCCACGCCAGAGCCUGCAUGAUUAUGUUGGUUGCACAAACUGUGUU
Messenger RNA from Klebsormidium nitens, 1984 nucleotides. Lineage: Eukaryota; Viridiplantae; Streptophyta; Klebsormidiophyceae; Klebsormidiales; Klebsormidiaceae. The record is from the annotation of a GenBank genome assembly.